Molecule: messenger RNA, 876 nt
Organism: Strongylus vulgaris
Lineage: Eukaryota; Metazoa; Nematoda; Chromadorea; Rhabditida; Strongylidae
Source: the annotation of a GenBank genome assembly
AUGACCUCGUCUGUUAAAACUACAACACAGUCGACGUCUACUUCCACAUCAGAAUUCGGUCGUAAGAGCCUAACUGGAAGUAGUGAAGCUUCCACAACUUCAUUUGAAGGUUCAGGAACAGAAUCUUCAGGAGAGGCUAUGGAAGGUAUAUCCCCAUCAUCUAAAGAAGUUUUUCGAGAGCCACUAAAGACAACUGUUUCAUCCGUAGAUGUCAUUAAAGGGAAAGUAGGUGCUACUUCAAAAGCUGUCCUACAUUCUGGUGAAGUUACACUGCCUAACGUUACCUCUACGGGAUCACCUGUGACACUUACAUCUGAGAAAGUCAACUUAACAGAGACUAGCACUAAAGGCUCAACUAUCUCCAUUCCCAUAUCUACUAGAGUUUCCCAAUUAUCAAGUACCUCUCCUACUGCUAAUGCUACCACUUCCUCAGCCGCCAUCGUGACUUCCGAAACUACAAGAAAGACCAGUACCUCAGAGUCUCCAACUCCCCCUAGUACCCAAUCGCAGAGUACGAAAACCCUGCCAGGACAGACUAAAUCUGAUUCACAAAAACUAGGACGAGUUACCUCAAAACCUAGACCUGUUGAGGGGCUUCGUAGCACAGACGAGCCCAGCUUUACUAUCACAGAAGACACUGCUUCGCCAGACUUCACCAAAGUGUCAACUAAUCUUCCAGACGGUUCCUUAGCUUCAGCUACACCUUCGAUAGCCGAUAUCAGUAAAGAGACUACGGCAGGAAUGGAUUUUGAAGAGUUCUCUCAGUCAUCGGAACCUUCAGAGACCUCUACUCCAGUAGCAUCGUCAGAAGAACCGUCAACCACCUAUGGUACAACUUUGGAAACAGAGUCAACGGUUUCUUCAUCAUCGUCUGUA